CAUCUUUAUCGACUCUUCUCCAAAUUUCUCAUUUUAGCUUCUUGAGUUCUCAUGCAAAAAAAGAAGAGAUGAUGGAAAUUCCCCGAGUGAUGAAGCCUAUGUUAAUGCUUGCUGUAGGAUUCAUAUGUAUCUCUGAAGAUAAUGCUCCAAAGAGUCAAAUGGUGUAUUUCCCAUAGUUAACUUCGAAUUUUGUUCUAGUCCUCUCUGUGGAGUAAUAUAUGAGUCAAUCUUUGAUUUCCUUGAGAAGAUGGAAAACAAUGUUACCAAUGUCGUAAUAAGGUGUACAUUUUUUAUAACACAUUAUGUUGGAUCUUGCACCUUUAAAAUGGACUUAAGCUUCCAUUUGACCUCCUUCAGGUUUGCUUCCAGUUUUUAUCACUAUUUAGAUCCAGAACUGCAGUUACACUUUUGCUUUAUUGCCAAAAGAGUUGCUUUAUUUAAUAUUACAAAUAUACUCCAGUAACUACUUUAUUUAUUUAUUUUUUAUCUGAUGGACCUUAAAUCUCCUAAAACGCUGCUGCAUAUGGUCUAUGAUAUUGUCACAUGGUGAAUCUGUUAUUUCUUCAAAUCAAUUGCAGCAUAGUCAUUUCCCCUUCAACCGCAAUCCAAGAGCACCGGUAACUCUUGGAACUUGGAAUAUCAAGAACCAUCCUUUUUCUAAGAUCAGAUCGGCUUUAAAUGAACUGACAUCAGAUGUUGUCAGUGGUAGCAAUGGCACAGCUGGAUCUGCUUUAAAUGAACUGACAUCAGAUGUUCAUGGUAGCAAUGGGACAUCUGUAUCUUCUAGGUUUCUUAUAGAGAGAGUGUUUACCAAAACCCGACAACUGGAAGAGAUGCUGAGUAAGAAUUCUAGUAUUUCGAAGGAUGAUGAGAUAAGCAUGAAUCUUGGACUCUUGGAAGCAGACCUUCAAGCGGCACUGUCCGCUUUGAGGAAGAAGGAAGAAGACCUUCAAGAUGCUGAGAGGAGGAUUUUGGCUGAGCAAGCUGAACUACAUCAAAUAAAGCAGGACCUGGAUCGACGAGAGCCAGAAAUAGCUGCUGUGCUUUCCAAGCAGAACCAAAUGGAGGAAAAUCUAGAGAAGGCUAAUAGCAGCCUAGCUUCUCAAUCCAGGAAUAUUAGAGAUAUGAAGCUUUUGGUCAAAGAUCAAAGUGAGAAUAUUGUUUCAUUGCAAUCUUCCCUUUCUCUAAAAGAAGAUGAAAUGGGCAAACUCAGAGAGGAGCUUAGGAAGAAAGAUGAGGAGGCGAAGCUCAUGAAGUCAGAGGUCGAAUCAAAGAAACAGCUCUUAGAUGAAGCCUCAGAGAUCAUCACAAAGCAAGAAGAAAAACUAAAGGAACUUCAAGAGGAGGUCCGAGAGAAAGAACAUCAUCUGAGUGAGUCUCUUCAACUGAUAGAAAUGGAAAGGGAGAGGCUAAAGAUUACGGAGGAAGACUUGAAAAAGCAGACAGUGGAGUGGCUCUCAGCACAAGAGGAGUUGAAGGAAUUAGCAGCGCAAGCAUCUAAGCAAAUGAAUGCAGCGAAGGAGACUAGUGAGGACUUUCAAAGAGUGAGAGCACUUUUAUCUGACUUACAAUCUGAACUGAUCUUAUCCCAGAAAGCGUUUUCUUCUUCCCAGAAGAAAAUGGAGGACCGGGCCCUCUUGCUUGAAAAAGAAGUGGCAGAACUCCACGACCAGAAACAUCUACUGUUGUCAUACAUGAAUAAUUUGAAGGAUGCUGAACUGGAAGUCGAGAGCGAGAGAGUAAAGCUGAGAGCUGCAGAAGCAGAGUUCGAUGAAUUCAAAUCACAGCUGGCUGAUGCUGGAGAAUUGAUCAUACAUUUGAAAGAGGAGGUACAUAGAGAGAGAACCGCUUUGGAACAACAAACACAAGAAAUAAUCACUCUUCGAAGGGAACUCCAAGAGAAAGAGCUAGACUACAAUGGUGCCCUUAAUCUCCUCCAAGUGAAGGAAUCUGAAUUGACGGAAGCCAGGCUUACAAUCGAAGAAAUGAAAUCUGAGGAAGCUUCUAUCCAGCUCAUCUUACAAGAAAAAGAUGUUGAACUUCUAAAGGCCCAGAAGGCAUUGACCGAAGUUCACAAUGAAAUUGCAGAUCUACAAAAAGUAAUGAACAACAAAGAAGAGCAACUCAGUGAAGCGACCAAUAGACUAAGGGACAAGGAGGAGCAUAUAUUUACGAUGCAACAUGAGUUGGAUGACACAAAGAUCAAGUUCUCUGAAGCAAUCUCUUUAAUUGAGCAAAUAGCCCAACUGUCAAACAAGCUUUUAGUGUCAGAUAAGAAUGAAGACAUUUGCAGAGGUGAAAUGUUACCAGAGAUGAAACAGAAACAGCUGGAGGCUGAACUGAAUAAGGUGAAAGAAUUACUAAGAGAGAAGGAAACAGACUUGCUCGCCGUGCAAAGAACUCUGUCAGCCAAAGAAGAGGAACUCAAUGCUUUGGGUAAAAAGUGGGAAACGAGGGAAAAAGAAUUGGAGAAGAUGAAGGAAGAAUCACAUGAAGAUGUUGAUGGCCUUAAAAAUCUCUAUAGCCUUGUCCAAAAGAGGAUUGGGGAUACUACUGUUAGAGACUUAGCAACUGAAAUGCUUCAGAGAGAGGCUGCUCUAUUGGAAGCUGAAGCUGCAACCAGUGCUCUGCAGAGAAUUCAUGAAUUGACAAGACAACUUGUAGAAGGGUCUAAUUUGAGCAAAAGUUUGGAUUUCAACAAUAGUGGUUUGGUUUUGGAUACAGAGCUUGAGGGUGUUGAGGUGGCUGAGAAAGAGAUUGCGCGGCUGUUGGAUUUGACAGAUAAACUUGUGAAGGAGGCCGGCAUAACCGCCACUACCUAUUUAGUUUCCUAAAUCGGACAAAAUUUUCAGUACCGAUAGCUAUUCAUCCUCAGUUCUAUUUCAAUACUUGAAUUGUGAAUACAACGGUCCUUCAUUUAUCCGAGCAUUCAGCAGGGGUAUCAGACAUCAGUUCUUUUGGCUCAGGUGUACACUUGAUCUUGUACUUUUGUUACUAAACUUGCAAAAAGAGGAAAGAAUGUUAUGUACAGGAAUCAAAAAAGUUUGGAGAGAAGCAAGUUGGUUAGAGAUAUUAGACAAAUAAAUGUUUGGGAUCGCCCAAUAGAGAUGCUUACUUCUACAAAACUAUCAUUACACGGCAAUCGGAGGUUGGUUCAUGUCGCAAUCAGCAUCUCGUUGUCUCUGACAAUUGACGAGGCCCCAAACUGUUGAAACAAACGAGAACAAAUCACGGUUGCCUUUUUUUAUAUAUAUACUUUAUUAGAGAAGUUCACGCAGUUAGGUUGGAUUUGCCACAGUUUACACGGAACGAUUGUGCUCUUCACACUUGCGCUAAGGGUUUCGAUUUUGUCUUUCUUUUGUGAUUUGAUUUGAUUUUUCACAUGUAACCUUAUGUGUGAUGCACUUAGUUGGUAACUUUGUUUCAUAAAUUUCUUCUC
Asparagus officinalis (garden asparagus) is the source of this 3439-nucleotide messenger RNA. Its product is annotated as golgin subfamily A member 6-like protein 6. Gene Ontology annotation, biological process: reciprocal meiotic recombination. Bases 531 to 2834 code for a protein of 767 amino acids. The record is from RefSeq and is a predicted model, not a curated record. NCBI's taxonomy places the organism in Eukaryota, Viridiplantae, Streptophyta, Magnoliopsida, Asparagales, Asparagaceae. The transcript is spliced from 2 exons.